UGCACACACAUCUUUCUCUGUCAUGCAAGGAAGAAACUGCACAGGUUAUUUAUGGAGAACCUCCUUGCUGUGUCGAGUGUCUGAGUUCCGAUCGUCAUAUGUAAGUUUGGUCAUAUAUCUCCCAUCUGCAAGUGCAAGAGUGAGUGAGAGCGUUGCAGCUAGCUUUAGCUCUCAAGACUUGCUUUGGCGAUCUUGAGAGAUGGCAAUGGCGGACGGAAGAGAUCAUAGGGUUGAAGGGGUGAGGCAGUACAACAGGUCCAAGGUUCCUCGCCUGAGAUGGACGCCUGAUCUCCACCGCUGCUUCGUCCAUGCCAUACGCAAUCUGGGAGGACAGCACAGAGCUACACCUAAGAGAGUUUUGCAGCUGAUGGGAGUGGGAGGACUCACCAUAUCUCAUGUCAAGAGCCAUCUGCAGAUGUACAGGAAUAUGAGGGGUAAUGAUCUUCACAUGAUGCAAGGAGCCAUGGAAGUUUGGACAGAUAUGCAGCAACUUCAUCAUCGUCAUGAGCACUGUGACGGACCCUAUUGCAGGUGCCACUCUCCAAAGCAUACAAGCGGGUCACUGCUCCACCACCCCCAACUGAAAAGGCCAUCUGAGAUGGAGACGACACAAGAGGCAGCCGCGAGCCCCCAGGAAAGCAUGUUCAGGAGCCAAGGAAUAUGGGAGAGGGACGUGACCUCGGGCGCGUACGGCCAAGCAGCGCUAGCCGGCUACUACUACUACGACUACCACCAGUACAUGCAGUCGACGGAGGACACGGCGGGCGGGCCGGGCCACCACCUGCUGCAGGGGCGGACAUGGCAGCGCACACCUGGAGUAGGCGGUGGUGGCGAACAAGCCACUCGUCCCGGCUGCACGCUCGCGCCGCGGGGCCUCGUGGCGCCUAGGCGUGGCGCUGAUGACCCCUACGAGGAGCGCAGCGGCGAGCUCGUCGUUCACGGACGCGGUGCCGCGCCGGCGAGCUACGGGACGGCGCGGCCAGCGGCGGCGGAGCGCGGCGAGCUGCCUCUGUCGCUGACGCUGGACUCGGGGCGCCUCGGUAGCAGGACCAGCGUGGGGCAGUGCUGCACCGACGCCAGCGAGCAGGGCAGCUUCCCGACGUCGUCGUCGACGAGCCUUACCCAGCUUAGCGGCUGCUGCUCGGGGCAGCGGUGCGGCGGCGCAGUUGUUAACCUGGACCUGUCCCUCUCGUUGUACAACUGACACAGGCGCCUAGCGAGGGAUCGAUCGGAGUGUUGCUGUAUCGAUUCCUGGUUUGCUGUGUAUGUAUGUGUUUGGAGG
Messenger RNA from Lolium perenne, 1282 nucleotides. RefSeq lists its product as uncharacterized. The record is from RefSeq and is a predicted model, not a curated record. NCBI's taxonomy places the organism in Eukaryota, Viridiplantae, Streptophyta, Magnoliopsida, Poales, Poaceae. Gene Ontology annotation, molecular function: DNA binding; DNA-binding transcription factor activity.